ACCCAAACUCAAUGGUUUUUUUUUUUUUUUUCUUUUGAGAUUUCAACAAAUUAGGGUUAUGAAAAGCUGUACAGCUUGAGACAACUGUUAUUAUUAUGAUUAUUAUGCAUAAUUAUAAUAAUUAUUAUAAUAACAAUGGAAACAAUUUAUUAAUUUUUUGGGGGACCGUUAAUAAAAUGUUUCAAUAUGUUUUUUAGUUGUCGUUUUGUCUUAUUUUUUGUCUCUUGGGAUUUCUCUUGUUUUAACGCAGAGUAGAACAUUUGUCCGAAGCCAAUUAAGCCUUUUAAAAAAAAAAAAAAAAAAAAACCCAAGUUUUUUUCCUUUUCCCCUAUAAAUCUCCUAUAUCUUCUCUUUUUGUUCAAUCUUACCUAAAACAGUUGAUCUAAACAAUAUUGAAAGCUGAGCAACCAUGGGUGGUUGUGCUACCAAGCCCAAGGUUUUGAAGGGUGACGAACCGGAGAUCCCUGCUCCAGCACCGUCGAAAGAGGCGGUUCCCGAACCAAAGGAGGCUGCUCUUGCUGUUGCUGCUGAUGGUGAAAAGAAGGUGGAAGCUGAUGAGGUUGCUAAGGAUAAAGAUGUUAUCGAUGAUGAUGCCAUUGAUGAUCAAUCAAACAAGAGACGAUCUCUUAGUAACUUGUUCCAAGAGAAAGAAAAGGGGACAACUGAGAGUGAAACCACACCAUCAGAGCCAACGAAAAAUGAAACACCGGAGCCAGCGCUACAAGAAUCUCCGGAAACAGCUAAACAAGAGUCGUUGGAGCCUGUGUCUGUUCCUCCCGGGAACAUAGAAUCAGCUCAAGCAUUGCCCGACGCAGCAGCAACAACAGCAGCAGCAGCAGCAGUUGUGAAUGUACCGGAGACACAAAGCAAAGAAACGUCAGCUGGCGAAAAGAAAGAUGAGAUGCUAGCAAACUGAAGUAUGAGCAGUAAUGUUGAAUUAGGUGUGUGAUAUAAUUGGAAGAAAUGAAAAAUCCUACUACUAGGAGGGAAAGCUGCUGUAUAUGUUUGUCAUAGAACCAAGUAAUUCACUUGGUUUAUGGACAUCUUUUGGGUGAACUUGUAUUUUGUUGUUCUUGAAACAUUUAUUAUCUUUUCUAAGAAUUUGUUCUUGGAUAUCGUUAUCCUACUUGUUCAUAUGGGAUCCUUAGAUUGAAAAUAUGUUCAAUGAUUCAGUUCAUGCAGCAGAACCCUGUUUUAAGAGUUUUGAUGUUUGGCUUCCACAAGUUGGCUUGUAAUUGUUUGUAUGAGAAUGUGGGUGUUCAUUUCUUUGUAGAAUUUUUCUUUGCCAUUGCUUGUUCUGGUUACUAGAAAAUAAGAAAUUAUGUGCUGUUAUUUUACAAAGAAA
This is a messenger RNA of Gossypium arboreum, 1345 nucleotides long. Its product is annotated as actin-binding protein. Lineage: Eukaryota; Viridiplantae; Streptophyta; Magnoliopsida; Malvales; Malvaceae. The record is from RefSeq and is a predicted model, not a curated record. The transcript has 2 exons. Bases 410 to 916 code for a protein of 168 amino acids.